AUGUUAGGUGAUCGUGAUGGUGGACCUGGUGCGGGUAGACGGAUUGGAUCUGUUAAAUAUGAUACUGGACCAAAUGGAUCUGGUGGUGGUGCUGGGGAACCAUAUGGACCUGGUGGUGGACCUGGUGGAGGGGAACCAUAUGGACCUGGUGGUGGGGAACCAUAUGGACCUGGUGGUGGACCUGGUGGAGGGGAACCAUAUGGACCUGGUGGUGGUGCUGGGGAACCAUAUGGACCUGGUGGUGGACCUGGUGGAGGGGAACCAUAUGGACCUGGUGGUGGGGAACCAUAUGGACCUGGUGGUGGACCUGGUGGAGGGGAACCAUAUGGACCUGGUGGUGGGGAACCAUAUGAACCUGGUGGUGGGGAACCAUAUGGACCUGGUGUUGGAACUGGUGUUGGACCUGGUGCUAGGGGAUCGUAUGGACUUGGUGUUGGACUUGGUGUUGGGGGAUCGUAUGGACCUAGUGUUGGGGAACUGUAUAAAAGCGGUGGACCUGGUGCUGGGGGAUCGUAUAGACCUGUUGGUGAAACGAGUGCUGGGGGACCGUAUAAAAUUGGUGCUCCGUUUGGUUUCUCUAAACCUGGAAUCUUCUCGAUAGCGUUGAACGUGCUGACGGGAUUGAUGAACUUGGUGUUGAGUGCGUGUGAACCUGGUCCAUCAGGAUUUUGGAACGGGAUACAGUUCUUUCGCAGCAAAAUAACACCCAAAGUUUCUAUGUGA
Molecule: messenger RNA, 723 nt
Organism: Peronospora belbahrii
Lineage: Eukaryota; Oomycota; Peronosporomycetes; Peronosporales; Peronosporaceae
Source: the annotation of a GenBank genome assembly